AAAAGCGACGACCCCGUCCCAGAGCCAAUGGGUGUGAUUUGUGCUGCUGCUUACCUUAUCAUCAUGUUUUUAUUCAUUCCGUUUCCGUUUGCUGAGUGGCUUGGAAGCGAAACUGAGUUUCCACACUCAAAACUGUUGGCGUUUUUAUCUGGGCUGAUCUCCAUCUGUACUGCGAUUCUACUAGGAUUCGCUGAUGAU
Molecule: messenger RNA, 198 nt
Organism: Cylicostephanus goldi
Lineage: Eukaryota; Metazoa; Nematoda; Chromadorea; Rhabditida; Strongylidae
Source: the annotation of a GenBank genome assembly